UCCCCAUCUCACUCUAUCUCUCUCCUAAUGGAGAACUCCAGUAACUGGAGAGGAGCUAAAUUCCCGUAAUAGAUUCAUUAUUUUUUGCUUUUGAUCUUUGUUAAAAGAUGACACGUGUAUAAAAACGUGUAGAAAGGAAUUUUUUAGAGGAAAAAACUUCGUUCGAGGGUUUGACACUCUCCCUGAGUUGCCCGCUCCGUCGUCUCACAGUCUCACGGCGGCCGGCGCAUCUCUCUUCUCUUCGCUCUUGCCCCGCACUCUCUCAGCUUGCCUCUCUUCGGUUCGAUUCCCAGCAUUUCACCCCAGCAUCCAGUCGUUCCAGCAGUCUUCCUGCCUCAGGCUUUCUGCCGUUCAAUAUGGUUUGUACUUUUGUAAUUUUCUUCAUCGGCUUCUUUAUACAUUCAUCGGGCUUUCAGCACUUUUCCCGUUUUAUUUUUUUAAAUCUAUUUAAUUGAUUAUUGUUUAUUGUUAAAAUUCAGAUCUUAGAUCGCUGAUUAGUGUAGAAUUUCAUAACCGUGUGAACCUUUGAAUAAUUGAUCAUGUAUUAAUGUUUGACUAUAUACGAAGGUAUUUGAUUCUGUGAAAUUCAUUUUUGAGACCUAAAUAAUGUUCUAUUGGGGAAUAUAUAUUUUGACAUUUUGUUGAUUCUGGAGAUAAUUUUUUAAACCACCUAGCACCUUCCAAUUGCUUAAAAUGAAAUGUUAAUCAUUGCAGAAGGAGAAAUGCAUAGAAGUGAUAUACAAUGUAUUAGGAAAAUUCGAAAGAUGUGAUUAGAUGAGCAAAUAGGGCAGAAUUUGAGAAGACUAAACCAGUCUUUUUCAAUUCAGAGUUAGAAGAUUGACCUUUAUUAGUUGAUUACUGCUCCUCAAUGCCUUUUGUGCUAAAACCAAAACAAACAAAUAACUUGAUUAAAGUACCGUAUUUGGUUACUCUAUGAAAAAGAGUUGUCAUUCAAUAAAUAUAGCUUAUAUUUCAUACUCCGUAUAUAUAUUCUUUCUUACUAUAUGUUAACUGCCCUUAUAUUAUUUAUAAGGUGGAGCCUCAAUUUGAUAUCUAAAACAGGGCCUUUCAAAUUUACAAGAAGGCUCUUUAUUAGUUUUCAUGAGUGUCUUCAUCAUUUGGCGCCUCCAAUUAUAUUGGCUUUGGCUUGGUUUCAAGAUUAUGGUUGAGCUAGAGUACAACGGAAUGCUUUGUGCACCACGAUUUCUCUGUAUAAUAACAUUGAUUACAAUACAUACGUUUCUAAUAAAACUGUAAAGUUAAAGCGAUGACAUUUGGACAUGAGAUUUCUGUUGUGGAUCAACACUAGAAACUUUACCAAACUUAUCUUAUUAUUAAUGCAAUGGUUUCACAUGUCUAUGCUAACUUCAAUGUUCAAGAAUCAAUUGAAAAUCAAAAGAAGUGAAAACUUCUAAAAAGGCAAAGUCUGAUGCAAAUAGACGGAAGAGGAAAAAAUGUUACUCUAACAAAAGAGAGGUCUAAGACCGGGCUGGACUUCACCAAGGUAGAUCAUCCCAUAAUCAAGAUGAUUGAUGGAAAGAAAAUUGGUGUAGGGAAUACCAAGAGGGCACAAUGUAAGUAUUACCCUACCCACCUUGCUUGUCAUUCUACUAACAAUGGAACUAGUAGUCUUAGAAAACUCAUUGAGCAAGUUUGCCUAGGAUACGGAUGGAGGACAUAUUUGAGUAAGGGUUAGACCCAUUUAUACUUUGAUGGGUCUGAUGAAGAUGUUUUAAACUGGCCUCAAGAAAAUUGUGUCAUUGCUGCUACUGAGAUGAUUUGUGAUUGAUGAGCUACCCUUUAAUGCCAUCGAAAGGCCUGGAUUUAAAAGGUUUUGCAGAGUAGCUAUCCCUAAAUUUGUCAUUCCGUGUAAGAAAACCAUUGUAAAAACUUUUUUAAGGAUGUACGAUGCAAAAAAGGCAGAAAAAGAAGGAGCUAAGGAACCAUUGUGUGUGUGUUUGAUAACUGAUACAUGGACAUCAAUUCAGAACAUAAACUACAUGGUUAUUACGGAUCCAUUCAUUGAUAAUGGUUGAAGAAUGCAUAAGAGAGUGCUUAACUUUUGUCUCAUUCCUAACCAUCAAGGACAAACGAUAGGUAAGAUUCUGGAAUGUUGUUUAUUGCAGUGGCGAAUCAAGAGGGUCUUGACUAUUACAGUAGAUAAUGCGUCAGCUAACAAGGUAACAUUUGAUUACAUUCAAAAGAAGUUGUCUAAUAUUGAUCCAUAACAAUUAUUUGGAGGAAUGUUUCUACGUGUGAGGUGCUUAGCUCAUAUUAUAAACCUGAUUGUUAAGUCCGGUUUGCAUAUGUUAUACAAAUCUAUAGCUAACAUUAGAAAUGAAGUUAGAUAUGUUAGAAGCUCUCCAGCUACACUGGAACAUCAAUAAAAUGAAAACCUAAAUGGAAACCUAAACAUCAAUAAAGUGUGUGUUAGACGUUCCAACAAAAUGGAAUUCCACAUACGUCAUGUUGGAUACUGCAUUGCUGGUGAAAACGGGAUUUAAAAGGAUGGCUAAAGAGGAGGAUGUGAGGUGGAGUUACUUUGAUGAGAAUGAAUAUGUAGGUGAGGAAGACAAAGAGUAUGUACUUGAAUCACCAUGAUGAAGGAUAGGUCCACUGGCUGAAUCAGAUUGGGCCAAAGCUGUUGUCUUUGUGAAGUUUUUGAAAAUAUUGUUUGAUGUAACAGUGAUGGUGAGUGCAACAAACCGCCCCACUUCGUCCAAAGCCUUCCAUCACAUGAUUAUGAUUGAGUCAGAGAUUGAGGACUUGUUUAAGCAUCACUAUUCACCCAAUCGGGAUGGAGGUGAAGGUCAAAGUGAAGGUGAAGCCUAACUUUGGAUCCAAGGUAUAAAUUGUUAAACUUUGAAUGAAUAUAUGAAAAGAUUCUGAACUUGGGUAAGGAAAUGGUGGGAAAAAAGUUGGAGAAGUGAAAGAAUUGUUGACAUUUGAUAUAUACGCUUCAAAAUUUGGUACUCAAAGUGGUAAAAAAGGAGUCGAAGUGGUAGAGCAAACUACCGAUAGUAGCAAUAACGAUCAUCUCUCAAUUGGUGUUAGUGGAAAGAUGGCUGAACUUUUUGAGAAUUGGGAUAGUGAGUUGGUAGAGGGAGACACAAUUGUUAUAGGCAAUGAAGUAGAUAAGUAUCUCCUUGACCCCAUUGAAAAGCCUCAUAAAGGAGUUGAUUUUGACAUAUUGACUUGGUGGAAGAUUAUGGAAGCAAGUACCCUAAUCUGCAGUUAGUCGCCAAUGAUGUCCUAGCGAUUCAGGUUUCCACAAUAGCCUCUGAAUCAUGUUUGAGCACUAGAAAGAGGGUUAUAGAUCUACAUCGAAGCUUGUUAACUCCUAGAACCGUGGAGGCUCUAAUUUGCCUCCAGAAUUGGCUAAAGUCUGACAGUAUUCAGGGGCUAGAGUACAUUCCUACACCUGGGGAAAUGACGUGGCUUGAAAUGGUUGAGAAAGAACAUGCGAAUGACGAAAGGGAAAAAAAGUGUGAUGCAGAAAAGGCAAUAAUUGCCUCAAAGCUCUCGAAAGUCCAGAAAGUGUAGAGAUAUGGUGUGGGAAGACUAACCAAGAUAUGAUAUACUUUUUUUGAAAUUGUCAAGCUGAAGCUGAGUAUGUGGCAGCCUCAGCAGCCGUCAAUCAAGCAAUAUGGCUCAGGAAAAUAUUGGCAGAUUUAAGCUACAAACAAGAUGAAGCUACUGAGAUCUUAGUUGAUAACAAGCUGAAGAAGAGAAAUCCAAUACUGUUGUAGGUGAACUACAAAAUGGACUGCAGACUGAUCCUGUAAUGAAUGUAGUCGCCGAGUUGAAGGGGGGUACCGAAGAAGAACACAUGUAUGAGGACUGUCCCACUCCCACAGAUCUUUUGAUCUCCUUAAAUGAGGUGGGAGAUGACAAGUACCCUACUUUAACACCCCACGGCCCACACUCCAUUUGAAAACUUGGAGUGGGAUGGCCUUGGUGAUGAUGUGGUAACUGCCGGUGUAGACAUGAUGGCCCUCGAAGAAGCUAGUAUGAAAGAAGUGAGAAAGAGAAAGAUGUUGCCAUCAAAGUACAUUUACAGCCCAGUCAUAGCGCCUGCCGCAAAGAGGCCGAAGGUUGGAGGUACCAUAAGCCCAACUCUACUUUAAAUAAGUGAUGAAGAAUGUGAAUCCUUCAAAGCAUGGGUGGAGGAAGAUGCUGAGCUUGAACCGUGCGUACUUGAGAUUGCUAUCCCAUCAUCUUACCCGACAAAUAGGGCCUUCUUCCGAGAGCUGAUUGAUGAAACCGCAUGGCUAAGUCGCCAGCAUUUGGAUGCACUUGUUCUUCUAUUUCGCAAAUGCAUAUACGCUGAGGCCUACCAAAUCAUGAGUCCUUUGUUCGCGUACCAACUUUUACAGAAGGAUAUAGUUGACGAUUCACAAUGAAGUGGGGACCGAUUGCUUAGCAGAAUGGACUGGACGCAGUUUGAAAAGGUGUUCAUGCCAUUGCAUAGUGAUGGAAAACACUGGGUGUUGUCUGAAAUUGACUUACUCAAUAAGGUCAUACGGGUAUACGAUUCUAUGAAGACGCGUAGAUUAGUUGGAUCUGUGAGACUUUUGUGUAUGAGACUUCCACUGCUGUUUAAAAAUAUAAAAUGCAACCCCGCUCUUAGCGCCACAGCAGAUUCACACCCUUGGAGAGUGGAGGCAGUGGACAAUGUUCCACAACAGCAACCCGGAUCCGGUGUUUGCGCCGUCAUGGUUAUGGCCUUUGCCGAAGCACUCUUGCAGAAGUUGCCAUUGCUGCCCGAGUGUGCGUAUGAGAACAUGGCAGCAAAAAGAUGUGAAUUCACAAUGAGGUUGUGGAGUUUGAGGAAGCGAUCGAGUUAGACAAGAUUAUUGGAGGAUGAGUUUGGUUGUAAAACAUUUAUGUAACGUUACUAUAUACUCCCUCCAUCCCUAUUAUAUCUUCUAAAUAGGUUUGGCACACAGUUUAAGAUAGUGAGUAUUGUGUGGUGGAGAGUUGUGCAGAGGAGGGACUAUGGAGAAAUGUGUUAAGAAUUGUAUGAACCAUAAAUUCUGGCCAAAAAAGGAAAGUUGGAAGUUUAUUUAGGGAGGGAGUACAUUUUAUUUUGCUCAUUGUUUGCCUACAUGGAUUUGGUUGUUAAAUGUAGGAGGUUGUACAAUGUUACACUAUCAAUGUUGUACAAUGUCCUAGAAUGUACUCCCAAGGAUUACCAGAAUUGGUGGCAUACACUCUUGGUUUUUGUGACAAUAUAUACAGAUGAUGCAUUUGCUUGUGAAGAAGAAAAACC
Cuscuta epithymum is the source of this 5272-nucleotide messenger RNA. Lineage: Eukaryota; Viridiplantae; Streptophyta; Magnoliopsida; Solanales; Convolvulaceae. The record is from the annotation of a GenBank genome assembly.